Brassica napus (rape) is the source of this 1266-nucleotide messenger RNA. RefSeq names its product 3-oxoacyl-[acyl-carrier-protein] reductase FabG-like. The coding region runs from base 217 to 1041 and encodes 274 amino acids. NCBI's taxonomy places the organism in Eukaryota, Viridiplantae, Streptophyta, Magnoliopsida, Brassicales, Brassicaceae. The transcript has 5 exons. The record is from RefSeq and is a predicted model, not a curated record.
AGAAUAUAUAUCUCUUUCUCACAACAGUCAACACAAUCUUAAAUAGAGAAAAAAGAGAGCUUUGAGAUUGACCUAGGUUAAGGGGGCAGCUUACGCCGACAACAACUGUAGAAAUUAUCAUUUAUUUUUUGAUACGUUUAUCCACAAUUUAGAGAGAAGUAUCGAUUAUAAAGAGAAAGAAGGCGAGGAAAGGAAAGUGAAUAUCAUAAAGAACCGAUGAUGAGAAACGUAGGGAGUUCGAGCUCCAGCGGGAAAGGCAUAGCGGCGGUGGUCGGCGUCGGUCCACAGCUUGGCCGUUCCGUCGCUCGAAAGUUCGCACACGAAGGCUACACCGUCGCCAUUCUUGCCCGCGAUCUAGGUAGGUUAUCUAGAGUGGCAGAAGAGAUAGCGAGAGAAGAGAAAGCGCAAGUGUUUGCUAUAAGAAUUGAUUGUGCGGAUCCAAGAAGCGUAAGAGAAGCCUUUGAAGGUGUGCUGUCUUUAGGGUUUGUGGAGGUUUUGGUGUACAAUGCUUAUCAUUCUUCUUCUUCUUACCCAAGCCACCAUCCAACUUCAUUCACCCACAUUCCGUUCCAAUCUUUCCAAACCUCAAUUUCCGUUUCUGUCUUCGCUGCAUUUCUGUGCGCCCAACAGGUUAUUCCGGGGAUGAUGGAUAAAGGGAAAGGAACAAUACUCUUCAGCGGUUGCUCGGCGUCAUUGAAUGGCGUUGCGGGUUUCUCCGAGCUAUGCUGUGGAAAAUUUGCGUUGAGGGCUCUUUCUCAAUGCUUGGCAAGAGAAUAUCAAGCUUUUGGAAUACAUGUGGCUCAUGUUAUCAUCGACGGUGUAGUUGGACCUCCAAGAGAAAGAAACAUCGCACCGAGAGGAACGGUCGCAGAGCAAUCAUUCAAUACUGGAGGCCAAGAUGGAGAAGGAGAAGGUGAAAGCUCGGGAGUGAUGGGAAUGGAUCCUGAUGUAUUGGCUCAAACAUAUUGGAGUCUUCAUGUACAAGACCAGAGAGCUUGGACUCAAGAACUCGAUAUCCGACCAUCAAACACAAGGUUCUAGUGGUUAAAAAUAUGAUUUGAUUCUUGGGGGUUUUGAUUUUAUUCAAUGUUCUUUUAGUCGUUUGGUACGUAUACGUAUGUGUGAUCAUUUGAUAUGUAUGUGUAUAUCUUGCAUUUGGAAUGUAUAAUAAGUAACGUUAAAGGGCUUGUUUAUGAUUGGUGUGAAUGAUCUGUCAAUCUCAUUUUCAUAACUUUUGGUUUCUACUUUGGGUGAGAUGUUUGGUCU